Branchiostoma belcheri (Belcher's lancelet) is the source of this 1512-nucleotide messenger RNA. RefSeq names its product peroxisomal targeting signal 2 receptor-like. Gene Ontology annotation, molecular function: protein binding. Gene Ontology annotation, cellular component: peroxisomal matrix; cytosol. Gene Ontology annotation, biological process: protein import into peroxisome matrix. NCBI's taxonomy places the organism in Eukaryota, Metazoa, Chordata, Leptocardii, Amphioxiformes, Branchiostomatidae. The coding region runs from base 294 to 1238 and encodes 314 amino acids. The transcript has 4 exons. The record is from RefSeq and is a predicted model, not a curated record.
UUUUGAACUUUUUGUGCCGGAGGGGGCGUGGCCAAUCAGCUGAUCGGAGGUGAAAGGUCACCAUCACCUGGAGGUCAACGUUCACUGGGUCAAAUAUAGUUCACGAAGCAGGUUGAAAGUCCGAUCACAUGGACCAGGUGAGGCGUUAAGGAAUAAAUAGUCUGUUGUCCUGUCACGUGUAGCUGCAUGUGGCGACUUGAAGAUAGUGUAAAGUAGCUAGGAUGAGGUAUUCAGACAACUCGAGGAUGGCAUUGACUGACAUGUACUGGCUGUCCUGCUGAAGUCAAACCACCAUGUCCUUCCGCACUGCCCAGCGGCACGGCUAUGCAGUGGAGUUCUCCCCCUACUACCCCCAGCUGCUGGCCUGCGCCACCUGCCAGCACUAUGGUAUAGCAGGUAGUGGUUCCCUGUUCCUGUUGGAGUCCCUCCCGCAGGGCGUCCGGCCGGUGCAGAAGUUUGACUGGAACGACGGACUGUUUGACGUCACAUGGAGCGAGAACAACGAACAUGUGCUGGUGACAGCCUCCGGAGACGGGUCCAUACAGGUCUGGGACACGGCGCGGCCCCAGGGACCAAUCAAAUCGCUCCGUGAGCACACCAAGGAGGUUUACGCGGUGGACUGGAGCCAGACCCGCGGGGAACAGUUUGUCCUCAGCGCGUCCUGGGACCAGUCGGUGAAGCUCUGGGACCCCGCCGGGGACAAGUCCAUCGCCACGUUUCUCGGGCAUCAACACGUUGUGUACAGCGCGAUCUGGUCGCCGCACAUCCCAUGCUGCUUUGCCUCGACGUCCGGCGACCACACGCUCCGCGUCUGGGACACCAGAAACCCGCAGAUCUCGAAACUCGUCCUGACCGCACACGACGCGGAGGUGCUGAGCUGUGAUUGGUGCAAAUACGACGACAAUCUCAUAGUAAGCGGAAGUGUGGAUGGUACAAUGAGAGGCUGGGACAUUCGGAGGCCGCAAAGCCCAGUUUUUCAACUCGACGGCCACACGUAUGCAGUGAAGAGAGUCAAAUGUUACCCGUUUGAAAGAAACAUUGUCGGUUCAAGUUCCUACGAUUUUUCAGUGAAGAUUUGGGACUUCAGCCGACCCCAGCCCUGUCUAGAGACAAUAGAGCACCACUCAGAGUUUGUGUAUGGUUUUGACUUUAACCUACAUGUGCCAGGACAGGUAGCAGACUGUUCAUGGGAUGAGUGGGUCAGGGUGUACACACCCAAGUGUCUAGUUCCCACAUGACAGUACAUUAUUGGACCAGUGGGUUAGGAACACACUAAAGUGUCUAGUUCCCAUGUAAUAAGAAUGAUUGCAAUAGCCAAAGUAAGUUACUCAAGCGACUUGACACUAGCAUGGGUAGAUUGUGAAAACAGUUGCUGACCAAAGGUAGUGGGGAUGCUACCUGAAAUGUCGGUUUUUUUAAAUCUGUCCAGUUUCUUGAGUAACUGUAUCUUUGGUAUCCUAUUACCUCGAUCUCUAACCUUCAUAAACGAAUGAUUGUAAUUGUUGCAUGUUG